Spinacia oleracea (spinach) is the source of this 2424-nucleotide messenger RNA. Its product is annotated as granule-bound starch synthase 1, chloroplastic/amyloplastic. The record is from RefSeq and is a predicted model, not a curated record. Gene Ontology annotation, molecular function: alpha-1,4-glucan glucosyltransferase (UDP-glucose donor) activity. The transcript has 14 exons. The coding region runs from base 167 to 1999 and encodes 610 amino acids. NCBI's taxonomy places the organism in Eukaryota, Viridiplantae, Streptophyta, Magnoliopsida, Caryophyllales, Amaranthaceae.
ACAAAUAAGUGAAGGUUCAACGACUGAGCCCUCACUCACUUCCUCACUCACUCACUCACUCUGUAUCAGUGUCCAAAAAAGGGGUGUCUUUGUUCAUUGAUUCAACCCACUCCUCAGCGAAAGCAGUAAUCAAGUUUUCCUCUUUCAGAAAUUUUCCGGCUAAGCAAUGGCAUCUGUUGCCUCCUCUCACUUUGUUUCAAGAGGCGCGCGCCUCAAUUGCGCUGCUCCAGAAAGUAGAGCAAAUUUGGCACAGAUUGACUUAAAAACCCGUCUCACCACUCACAAUGGUUUGAGAUCAUUGAACAAGGGAGACAUGUUAAAGUUGAAGUCCAAUGCAAAAUCAAUGACGGUAAGGAGCAAAGGACACAUGGCACAGAAUGAUGUGCCUUCAAGAGCUAUUAUACGUGGAAUGAACAUCGCGUUUGUUUCAACUGAAUGUGAUAAAUGGUGCAAAACUGGUGGCCUUGGUGAUGUUGUUGGUGGUCUUCCACCAGCUUUGGCUAAAAGAGGUCACAGAGUCAUGACAAUCGUCCCACGGUAUGACCAAUACAAAGAUGCAUGGGACACCAGUGUGCUCGUUGAGUUGAAAGUUGGGGAUACGCUUUUCACUGUCCGUUUCUUCCAUUGUCAUAAAAGGGGAGUAGACCGUAUUUUUGUGGACCAUCCGAUAUUCCUUGAGAAGGUUAUGGGCAAAACUGGUUCCAAGCUUUAUGGUCCAUCAGCUGGAUCGGAUUAUGAUGACAACCAGAUUCGUUUCAGCUUGCUUUGCCAGGCUGCUUUGGAAGCCCCAAGAAUUUUGAAUCUGAACAGCAAUCCAAAAUUCUCUGGCCCAUAUGGGGAGGAUGUUGUCUUCGUUGCCAAUGACUGGCACACAAGUCUUCUUCCAUGCUACCUUAAGUCCGUGUAUCAGUCUAAGGGCAUCUAUCAAAAUGCCAAGGUUGUGUUCUGUAUCCACAACAUAGCUUACCAAGGGAGAUUCGCCUUUUCUGAUUUCUCACUACUCAACCUCCCUGAAGAGUUCAAGGGAUCCUUUGAUUUCAUUGACGGGCAUGUUAAGCCUGUUAAAGGAAGGAAAAUCAAUUGGAUGAAAGCUGGGAUCUUGGAGUCUGACAGAGUAGUGACUGUCAGUCCUCAUUAUGCCCAGGAAAUCCUCUCAGGUCCUGCAAAAGGUGUUGAGUUGCACAAUGCCUGUCGUACGGCUACUCUUGCUGGAAUCACCAAUGGCACAGAUAUCCAGGACUGGAAUCCGUUGACUGAUGAGUACAUUGGUGUCAACUACGAUAAUACAACGGUGAUGGAUGCAAAACCACUGUUGAAGGAAGCCCUUCAAGCAGAAGUUGGGUUACCAAUUGAUCCAAGCAUUCCAGUGAUAGGUUUCAUCGGUAGACUUGAGGAACAGAAAGGUUCUGAUAUUCUUGCUGAAGCAAUUCCAGAAUUCAUUGGAGAGAAUGCUCAAAUUGUUGUCCUGGGAACUGGCAAAAAAUCCAUGGAGAAGCAGCUUGAAGAACUUGAGACCAUGUACCCUGACAAAGCUAGAGGAGUUGCAAAGUUUAACACCCCCUUGGCUCAUAUGAUAAUUGCUGGUGCUGAUUACGUGUUAAUUCCAAGCAGAUUUGAGCCUUGUGGUCUUGUCCAAUUGCAUGCCAUGAACUAUGGAACUGUCCCAAUUGUUGCCUCAACCGGAGGAUUAGUUGACACAGUCAAGGAAGGUUACACUGGAUUCCAGAUGGGAGCUUUCAAUGUGGAUUGUGAAACCAUAGACGAAAGUGAUGUAGCUGCUCUAUCCACAACUGUCAAGAGAGCCCUGAAAACCUACGACACCCCAGCCAUGAAAGAGAUGAUACAGAACUGCAUGGCUCAGGAUGUUUCUUGGAAGGAACCUGCUAAGCUGUGGGAAAAGCUGCUGUUGAGUUUAGAAAUUCCCGGAAGUGAACCCGGUAUUGAUGCAGAGGAAGUUGCUACUCCUGUCAAAGAAAAGAAGGAGGCUGCAACCGUAUGAGCAUUUUAAAAGUUACUGAAGUUACUAACAGUACAUGGUAAUAUUAUGCCUACAUAAAGUACGGGAACAUUUUCGGCGUUCCAUCCUUGUGCCUGGAAUGAUAAUUUGUUGGGUGGCUGAACGAGAAAAUGUAUAGCAGCAUGUUCGAGCAUCUGCAUUUGUAAGGAUGCGUAGUUCAAUGCUAAGAUGCAUGCAAAUAUGCAAUGUAUGUUUGAGCAUCUGCAUGUGUAACUGAUGUAAGAAAUGCGUAGUUGUUAUGCAUCAUAAUAAUAUCAAAAAAAUGGGUGAAAUGGCAAUGUCUGCCUAAAGCAAUAAUAGGUUGUAUAAGGUUUCUUAACCAGUAAGUGAAGCUUUUUAAGAGUUUCCUAUAAUAAAUGCACAUUUUUUUUUCUUUGAGAAAAAGUUUCUUAUAAUGCAUUGUACUA